CUGCUUGCCCUCUUCUUCGCACUUGUUGUACAUCUGUGCAGCACCAACAGUCACAUGGAGCCAUCCAAGACGGAAGAAAAUGAACCUAGCCUCGCACCUUUCCUAGUGGAACAUUAUGGGGCUACCAAGGCGCGCUAUCCAGGCGAGGGCAGACGCAGGUGGCGGCUCAGGGUGGCAGAAGCGUUCUGGACCCUCUCACCUGAACACAAGACGUCAUAUCUUGCAUCGAUCAGUCAAAGUCCUCUUUCUGCAGAAAGCGUGGAAGACGCUGAUUUUGCCACGGACGACGAUCCGCUAGACGACAUAUCCGACAACACACCCGGGCUCGGAAUCCUUCUGCGCACAGACUACACGAACGAAGGUGCCUGGCAGGCCUUCUACGCUCGGCUGCAAGACGCCGAAGCUGAAUUCGCAUCUGAGCCUCCGGCGGACCUCCCCGACGAGAACACGACAGGCGCAAGCGAAGGCCCAUCCGCCGCCCACGGCGCAGCAUCAUCCUCGACCGAUGCUGAAGGAGACUCGGCGAUGGAUGACGAAGACGCAGACGGCGAGGAAGGCGACGGCGGCGAAGGGGCGGCGAGCCCGGUUUUCUUCGUAGUCAAUGCGACAUCCCCAGACGAACGCGCCAGGCUGACGGGCAUCUCGAAUCUGACCGCGCUUCGUCUCCUCAACGACGUGGACGUUCGGCGCGCUCCCGCGCCACCCGCAGGUACGAAACGCAUCCGGCCGCCGAACCGGCUCGUCGACCACGAUGGCUGGCAAGAAGUAUACAGCGGGAAGACGGUCUGGGUGUAUGACGACAAGUCGAACCAGGACCAAUGCGUCCGGCUGGUGAGCCAGAAGGGCGCCGCGAUGUACGGCACGGCAACCGGCGACAGUUGGCGCGCACGGGUCAGUCACAUCUGUGAGCUGCAGGUCAAUCUGGCGACAGGCGCGAUGACUAUCGAUUUCGGCGGCUUGGAUCGGUGGGACUACGCGGAGAGGGCUCGGAAUUUGAAAGAGGCAGUGACCCCGAUUUCCUAAAGCCGGUUUGAAAGCAGGGACGUAUCCGGGGUUGGAGAAGUCAGGUUGUUGCGGUAACACCACGCUGGGAAGAGUGGGGCAUCCUGCCGAUGCCUCGAGUCCAUAAUACAUUCGACUAAAAAGUCCCGAACCGUCCUCAUCAACAUCAUCAAUGUCGUAUCAUUCAUAU
Messenger RNA from Dichomitus squalens LYAD-421 SS1, 1192 nucleotides. RefSeq lists its product as uncharacterized. NCBI's taxonomy places the organism in Eukaryota, Fungi, Basidiomycota, Agaricomycetes, Polyporales, Polyporaceae. The transcript is spliced from 4 exons. The record is from RefSeq and is a predicted model, not a curated record. Bases 55 to 1023 code for a protein of 322 amino acids.